This is a messenger RNA of Cephus cinctus (wheat stem sawfly), 2063 nucleotides long. RefSeq lists its product as uncharacterized. The coding region runs from base 732 to 1802 and encodes 356 amino acids. Lineage: Eukaryota; Metazoa; Arthropoda; Insecta; Hymenoptera; Cephidae. The transcript is spliced from 3 exons. The record is from RefSeq and is a predicted model, not a curated record. Gene Ontology annotation, biological process: lipid transport. Gene Ontology annotation, molecular function: lipid carrier activity.
AUCAAUACAUUUUUCCUACGUGAAGCCUUUUGUAAGAUAGUUGAUUCGGAAAACAAAUACAAGGGUGACUUCGGGAAACGAGUCACGGUCCGCUGGUGCAUAGUAUUACUGGUCGCCUGUACUUGGCGCGAGUUUCGACCGAGUCUCUUGAUGUUAUGCAUCAUUUCGUUCGCCUGGAGAUUUUAUAAAAAUUGCGGCAAUUACACUAAUAGUAAAAUUGCUUAAAUAAGAUAAACGGUUUCUACAAAUUUGCAAAGGCACCUUCAAUAUAUCAUAUAGUUUACUCCUCGCUAUACGCCUUAUCCAGAGGUGUAUGCAUUGUGAAAAUAAUAUAAAAUGAAAAAUAAUAGACAGAAUAAUAAACUAAAGCAAUUUCUUACUUUUCUUGUCAAUAAAAUUUACUUAAUACACAUAUAUAGUAAUAAUCUUAUUGUUAAACAAAUCAUAUAAUAUUUGACCUCUUGAAAGUUGUGUUCAACCACCAAGAUGAAGCAUGUAUUAACUCUACUUGGUUCAUUGCUAUAGUUGGUCCACGAGUUCGAUGUGUUUUUUGACAGAUCAAAAACAAUGAAGUUUCCGGCAAGCCACGCGUGAUCUUGCAUAUAUAUUAUAUUUUUCUAUUUUAGCAUAUAUUUCCGUGUUUUUAUAUAAAUCCCUGUAUGAUUUCUUAAGGAUUGGAUUCCUGCCGAACUGUCAAAAAUUCACAUUGACCCCGUGAACCGACUAUAGCAAUGCAUCCCAUUUACUAUAAAGGGAGCCACCAAUUCGUUCCAAUAAUCAGUCCAGCAUCCAGCAGCAUCAUGUUAGUGAUCUUGAUACCAUUCUUCCUCGUUGGUCGUAUACCCAUCGAGAAAGAUGUUUGGUCGCCGAAUUUGGAGUAUAACUUUAAGCUUAACAUCAGCCAGAUAGAGCGGAUCGAAUCAGACACAUAUCUUUAUUCGAGUGUAACAGCGAAUUUGUUAUGUCGUCCAAGAAAGUCCGACGUUUUGAGCUGCGUCAUGGAGAAUCCGUUGAUAAGGAACGAGGAAACUAAAAUCGCGAACGCAGGCGAAUCGUAUCUUGAAUAUUUCGGGAAAUGGGUUUAUUUCGAUCAGCUUGUAAAUCCACGCUUUGAAAUUGUUUUUGAUAAAAAUGGCGCAAAGAGUCUUGUCGUAUCGCGUAACGCGUCGGCAAACUUAAAUUUGUACAGAACGAUAGCCAAUCAAUUGAGUAUUGGCACUGUUCUCGAACACAGAAUGUCCGGUGACUUCAGUGCCGUGGAAAAUUCAACUGUUGGCCAAUGCGAAGUGCUUUACAGGAUCAACAAGGACGGAAAGAUGAUACAUGCGGAACGAACGGAACCCACGUUCACUCUCGUUUCCAUUGCUAAUAAUCACAAGCCUCGUGGUAAAGUUAUUGAAAUAGAAAAACAUCGAAACUUAAGUAACUGUCAGAUAAAUGACAUUUACUUAUUUGAAACUUCAAAAAAGCAUUCGGCAUAUAAGCAGAAGUUGGAGUCACACGUGAAAAAUUAUUCAAGUACUUUCUACAUAUCCGAUACCGUUUUCCGUUCGGAGUCUCACGCCGAUACGGAACUGACUGACAACGAGAAGAAAGUGGGCACCGUAGAGUUAAGGAUAAUUCUCGCUCUGGAAAGAAUUAAAAUAUUGAAUUCCGAAAUACCAGAAGUGGAGGAUCCUAUAACAGUCGGAGUGAUUGGCGAAAAUUUUACCAAGAAAUCAGGUAACAACAUUGAGAUACACGAGACUAGUACAGAGAGCGAAGAAACAGAAAGUAACAGCAAAACAACCGAUAAUGAAUAAAUAAUAUUUUAAUAAGUAAUCUUGAAAAAUAUUUAUAAGCUAUGCACGAUAUUGUAACAAAUAAAUAAUCAAUAUUACACGUAUAGAAAAGUGUACGAAUGAAAAUAUCGAGGAUUAUGGUAUAAUAAUAAGUGUGCGAUCAUAAUAUAUUUUCUCAUCUUUAAGUUACAUUGUAUUCAUCGGAUUUUACGUGACUACGCGCUUCUUAUAAUUUUCGUCCAUUAUAUUUUUGUAUAUUCAAAUACAGUCGAGCGUCACUGA